Trematomus bernacchii (emerald rockcod) is the source of this 3573-nucleotide messenger RNA. RefSeq names its product mitotic arrest deficient 1 like 1 (gene mad1l1). Gene Ontology annotation, cellular component: nuclear envelope; kinetochore; mitotic spindle. Gene Ontology annotation, biological process: mitotic spindle assembly checkpoint signaling; attachment of mitotic spindle microtubules to kinetochore. Lineage: Eukaryota; Metazoa; Chordata; Actinopteri; Perciformes; Nototheniidae. The record is from RefSeq and is a predicted model, not a curated record.
GACAAACUGGAGGGAUUUCUGAGUCUGCAGUGGGUGCAGCUAACAUGCUAGCAGAGAAAACAUAACUUAUCUACGGAUUGUCGGAUUCUCUUCACAAACAAGUCAUCUGUAAGACUCUCAAGAUGGAUUUAGAAGAUGACACCUCUGUGUUAACAACCUUGAAGUCCUUCAAUUCCUUCAUCAGCCACACUGAAGCUCCACAGCGGCUGUCAGAGGGCUCAGCGGGGAGUGGGAACCUGCAGAGUCAGUACAAACGCAGCAUGGAGUUGAUGGAAGCAGGAGAGAGGGUUCACUCCAAUAAUCGCUAUCUUCAGUUGGACGGGGAGAAGAAGCAGAUGGAGCUGAGUCACAAGCGAGCUCGAUAUGAACUUGAGAAGGUCGCUUCUGACAGCGCACGAGACUUGGAGCAUGAGGUGGAUCGAAACCAGGAUCUUCUGGGGCGAUUAAAAAAGUUUCAGGAGAGAGAGACGGAGGCAGCUAAGAACCUGUCGGAGCAGGUGGAGGCCAACAGAGCUCUCCGUAAAAACAUGGAGGGCCUGAACAGGAAACUGGAGGAACGAGACACUCGGACUGAAUACUGCAAAUCAGACCCAUCAGUUUCUUUGAAGGAUGAGAUCAGAGAGCUGACGCAAAGGAUUCAAAACCAAGACUCGACAACUUCUUCUCAAACCCUGGAAAACCAGGAGCUGCAGGAACAGUUAGAUUUACAACGCAGGAAGCAUCAGGAAGUCUCUCAGCUUUGCCAAAGUCUCCAAGCUGCGCAGUCCUCCUGCUCAGAGCACAUUGUCAAGAUUAAGGAGUUGGAGCGGCGCCUGGCGCUGCAGGAGCAGGACAUCGCCAUCGUGAAGACUGUGAAGUCAGACUAGGUGGCCAAAGUUCCAGUGGAAAAGGAUUUGAAGCGCCUCAGAGAGGAUAAUGCCUUCCUCCGAGUCAAAUUGGAGAGCAGGGAGAACUGCAGCCUGCUGAAGGAGGAGGUGGAGGGGCUGAGGAGGAAGCUGGAGAGGAUGGAGAAGCAGAAGGAAGAGCUGGUCAAUAUCGAACUGGAGAAGGAGAGGUUAGCGGAGAAGCUCAAAGCCUGGGAAAACCUCGGACAAUCUACUGGACUCAACAUAAGGAAACCAGAGGAUCUGUCCAGGGAGGUGAUUCACAUCCAGCAGAGAGAAAUUGCUCUGAAAGAGCAGAACUACACUCUCAGCAGCCGUGUGAGGAGUGCAGAGCGCUCGCAGAAUGAGCAUCGAGCCGAGCUGUGCCAGCAGCGCAGCAAGACUCUGGAGGAGCAGAAGAAGAGGGAGACGCAGGACAGCCUCGUCCGGAGACUCCAGAAGAGAGUCCUGUUGUUAACCAAGGAGCGUGAUGGCAUGCGGGCCAUACUGGAGUCGUACGACAGCGAGCUGGCUCCCACUGAGUAUUCUCCUCAGCUGAGCAAACGUCUCCGUGAGUCCGAGGACAUCCUGCAGAAGACUCAGAGCCACAAUGUAGAGAUGGAGGCCCAGCUGACAAAAGCACAGGAAGAGACAGGGACCCUGAAACUGCAGCUGCAAACAGUGGAGCUGGAGCUGGAGUCCCUGAAGAAGCACCAGGCCUCUGCUGCCGACAGCAACACCUCAGGGACCAAAGAAGAGCUCAACAUACUCAGACAGAAAAUUGAAGAUUUAGAGUCGGAGCGGCAGCGUCUGGAGGAGCAGAACAACAUUCUGGAGAUGAGGCUGGAGAGACACAACCUACAGGGUGACUUCGACCCCAUCAAAACCCGAGUUCUCCACUUCAAGAUGAACCCUGUCACCGUUGCCAAGCAACAGCGCCAGCAAGAUAUUGAUGCUCUCCGGGAGGAAGUGACACGUCUCAGUGAACUCGUGCGCUCGCUGCAGGAAGGAGGCGCCAUGGUCCAAGGCGACUCCAGCAUCAACGCCAGCCUCAGCCUCAGUCUGCCGCCAUCCAAGGAGGUCGUGGAUUUGCGUAAGCAGAUGGAGAGCUUGGAGCUCAGAAACCAGAGGCUGAAGGAAGUGUUUCAGAGGAAGAUUCAGGAGUUCCGCACAGUGUGCUACGUCCUGACCGGAUAUCAGAUCGAUAUCACCACCGAGAACCAGUACAGACUCACCUCAGUCUACGCAGAGCACAUGGACGACUCCCUGCUCUUCAAAAAGGGAUCCAAUGGGAGCAUGCAGCUCAUGGAGACGGUGUUCUCCAAAACUCUGGGAGAGAUGAUGGCUCUUCACCUUCAUCACCAGAAGAGCAUCCCGGCGUUCCUCUCUGCCGUGACCCUUGACCUCUUCAGUCGACAGACCACCAUCUGAAGUAACUCCACUCAGACACGGGGCUGCGAACAUACAUAUAACACGGGAUGACUUUGUUUUUCUCCAUCUCGUAUGAUAUUCACGGGUGUUUUCUCCACCGCUCUGACAUCGUGCAGUCGGCUGUGAUGUGGAGGUUUUGUUUGAUGACUUCCAUCUUGUUUUCAGAAACGCUAAGAAAACACCUUCCCUAUUUGUACGCUGAAUAUUUCAUCAAUGAACCUUUUGAGUUACAUUUUCUUUUUAACAGGACAUGAAUAUGAUGACACAGACGCUACUGAUGUUUGGAUGUAAAGCUUUUUUUUGUUUUUGCUUUGGGACUUUGAUGUAAACUUCACACCAAGUUAAAUAACCACAGUGUGGAGAAACGUGUGUGUGUGUGUGUGGGUUUCUGGAUUGUGCAUGGUCUUAAACAAACUCAGACUUAAAUUUGUUAUGCUGUAUUUUGUGUCUUCUAUCUUUUGGCCUCCUUAAGGUUGUACAAAGAUUGUUUAAGGUUUUUUCUACUACAAGAGACAAUAAGGGUGGAGGUGAAAUGAAACUAAUGAGACAAGAGUUAACCUUUUCUCCUAUUCAACUGUUGGCCUACAAUUUGACUGUGAUAAGUAGUCCAUUUAAAAUGUCUAAUUGUUUGAAAUGUAAAAAUGUGUUGAAGCUCCCUGAAAAUGCAUGUAUUUGUGCAUACUGUUGUAACCUAUAUAACGCAGAAACAAGUCUUUGGAUAUGAAUUAGAUUUGAAUGAAUUAUGAAUUCCUCCUGUGUUUGAAUUGAGUUAGCGACAGUGUGUGUCGGUGUGAGUAAUAACACCAGAUAAGAUGAGGGGAAAUUUCUCUCGUCUGCAAUAAGACGACAUGGCAGAAAUAAACAUUGGGGUGAAGAGGAAGCUGGGGAGCAAUCCAAUAAAAGUGAGAAACAAAAGGAAGCGAGGCGAGAAUAAAGCCACUUAUCACAGCAACAAUAUAAGGACUCCAGCUGGUGCAGCCAUAUGUCUCAAGAGAAAACAUAUCCUCCUGUACACGCCACAUACUGUCCUUGUUUUUCUUUACUCGUUCGUUUUCACAACACGGCACAUCUUUUGCACACCCUGCAGCUCUCACCUCGAGGUGAUGUAUCAAGAGUGUUUCAUAUAAGCAGCGCAUUACAUACAGUAUGUUCUCAUUCUGCUGGUGUGUGAUACCCUGUAGCUUUUAGUGCUAUUCUCCUCCUCGUACGAUACAGAGAGUGUAUCCUUACUGUUUUACCUUUGAAAUUGUAUCAAUAAAGCAAAUUCGACUUAAAGGUC